This is a messenger RNA of Anopheles nili, 2841 nucleotides long. It is a transcript of the gene oxt, whose product is annotated as xylosyltransferase oxt. Gene Ontology annotation, cellular component: membrane. NCBI's taxonomy places the organism in Eukaryota, Metazoa, Arthropoda, Insecta, Diptera, Culicidae. The transcript is spliced from 4 exons. Gene Ontology annotation, molecular function: protein xylosyltransferase activity. The coding region runs from base 1 to 2841 and encodes 946 amino acids. The record is from RefSeq and is a predicted model, not a curated record. Gene Ontology annotation, biological process: heparan sulfate proteoglycan biosynthetic process; chondroitin sulfate proteoglycan biosynthetic process.
AUGCAGAAAUUUCCCUUGCGCCUGCUGUGGCGCUAUAAGGUGUUCGUCCUGAUAGGAUUUAUCAUCGUGGCUGCGCAGUUGUUUCUGGCAUACAAGCUGCUGCGCUUACCACUAUCGGGAAACGAAACCACGGAAGAACGCGAUCUCAGCCGGAAGCUCUAUGACAAGUACGUAAGAAAGCCAUCCACCGGAGACGGAACGGUUGGCUCGAACCUUACGAUUUCUCAUAACGGUGAAAAGGCAACCGCCGCGGGGCACAUCCGAUCCGAUAGGGAUAGCAAUACGAAUCAGCUCACGUUAAGAUUGGAUGAGCUCGAAUUUGUGCCACCGUGCGAACUGACUCGCAAGGAAACCAUCUCCGCCAUCCACCGGGCAAAGAGCCAAUCGUGCAAGGCAAAGAUCGUCGAGGUAGCGUGCGAAAUUCAGGCGGGAAAGUUCUACCCCCAACGUUUGCCGAGUUACUGCCCACGUGGCGAUCACUCGCCGAAUCGAGCUCUUGGAUGCUUUCGCGAUCAGAAGGACUUUCGUUUGCUGUCCGGUUAUUACUCAACAUUCAAAACGAACAAUUCUCCGGAACGAUGCAUAAGGUUAUGCUUGCAAUCGGGCUAUCCUUUCGCAGGCGUGCAAUAUGGCUAUGAAUGCUUUUGCGGCGAUGAAGUACCGAAGGCGUCCGCAAAGCUGCCCGAUUCCAGCUGCAACAUUAAAUGUCCGGGAGACGCGAAACAGGCAUGCGGAGGUUAUUUUACCAUUAACGUUUACGAAACCGGCAUACGUAAAUUUGCUGCUCAGAGCACAGAAACGGUACCGAAAUCAGCGGAUGAAACUGUACAGAUAGCGUUUCUGCUCACGCUGAAUGGUCGUGCCGUUCGACAGGUCCAUCGAUUACUAAAAGCGCUGUACAGCCCUCGUCACUUUUACUACAUACAUAUCGAUGCGCGUCAAGAAUAUCUGUACCGAGAGCUGCUUAAGUUGGAACCAAAAUUCCCCAACAUUCGGCUAGCACGAAAGCGGUUCUCGUCCAUCUGGGGCGGUGCUUCGCUGCUCCAGAUGUUGCUCUCCUCGAUGGAGUAUCUUCUGUACGAAUCCGGCUGGAAGUGGGAUUUUGUGCUGAACCUCAGCGAGAGCGAUUUCCCGCUCAAGACGAUCGAUCAGCUGGUGACGUUUCUGACCGCCAAUCGAGGCCAAAACUUCGUGCGCAAUCACGGUCGCGAAGUACAGAGGUUUAUCCAGAAGCAAGGCCUCGACAUGACGUUCGUCGAGUGCGACAAUCGCAUGUGGCGUAUCGGUGAUCGAACGCUCCCUGCAGGCAUCACGAUUGACGGUGGAAGUGAUUGGGUGUGUUUAUCGCGUGAUUUUGCCCGGUACGUUACGAACGAUGGAAGCUCGUCUCGGGACGAGCUGGUGCGUGGUCUGUUGCGGGUGUUUGAGUACACGAUACUACCGGCGGAAUCAUUUUUUCACACGGCUCUGCGAAACUCACGUUUCUGUCACACGUACACGAACAACAAUCUGCACAUGACGAACUGGAAACGGCAGCUCGGAUGCAAAUGCCAAUAUCGGCACAUCGUUGAUUGGUGCGGAUGCAGUCCAAACAAUUUCAGGAACGAAGACUGGGAUCGGGUGCAGGCUAGUCAGCACAAAAAGCUAUUUUUUGCCCGCAAAUUCGAAGCCAUGGUUAAUCAGGCGAUUGUGCUGCAGCUAGAAGAAUGGAUCUUCGGUCCGUACCCGGCUGAUUACGUGAAUCUGCACGCGUACUGGCAGAACGUGUAUCAUCACGAGGACACCGCCACGACGGUGGAUGGUGCAAUGCUGAAUGUAGCGCACAGUUUGCUACGAAUUAACGCACGCACUAAUGGGGCUCAGCUUUAUGAACCGCUCAAGAUACGAGAGAUAACGCACUAUCUGGAACGCGACAGCUACCGUGGGUUUCUCGUGCGCCACGAGGCCAUCCUGCAGGAUACCGGAGUGUUGGUUGAACUCGAAACGUGGGUAUCGCCAAUUGUGACCGCAAAAGUCACUCGCAGCACGUCUCUUGCCCGUCGCGUGAUUCACUUGGAAGUGAGCACGGAUUACGACGAAAAGGAGCAGCUGUCGCGGAACUUCCAGCGCAUCAUCGGUACGAAUGCGGAACCGGCGCUCAUUUUUCGGCUCGCUCCACCCAUCGACUCUGAAAAGGUGAAGGGAGCCAAUGCGACGAAUUAUUCGCUCACCGUUGAAUGGAUUGACCCCAUGGGGGCGGCCGUUACUUCUAGUCAUUUCACGAUCGAGGACAAUCCCAACGGGGCAGCACACACCUUCAACCACUUUGUAAAGGGCAACAAGCUGAAGUUGCCGCUCGCGGAGGGUAUUUGGGGGGCACGGUUAGUGCACGGGAAGGUGCUUAUCGGAGCGACGAGGUUUCUCGUUACCGCACCAACGUACCGCGCCACUGAUCAGCAGUCGCCGAAUGGAUUGGAGCAGCACACUCAUCGGCAGGUUAUACCAUUGCCGGCGGGGAAAAGACGGAUGGGGGCUACCAAUGCGGCCACUAGCAGCAUGAGAGCCAAAGAUCUCAAAAGAAGUCCCGUUGGCCAUUCCGGAGAUCAUGAUCGCAACGAUCAUCUGCUGGAAUCGGACGAUCAGUUUCAUCAACAGCUCGAUAAGCUGGUAACACAAUUUUUCACCCUUCGAGAGACCUGCCUUAUCCAAGGAGGAGAAGGAGGAGUAGGAAGGGCAGCAUGGUAUCCAGGAAAUGAACCGAACAAACCGGGACAUUUUGCGGAUUGUUCGUCCACCAGCUGGAGCAGCUUGGCGGCGGAUCCAAAGAGUGAUAUUUACGUCGAAACAGUGACGUCGAACUAG